AUGGAUCAAGUAGUUCUUACUGGUAUUAGCAAUGAUCAUCCAGCAUGUCAACAGACAAGUGAAGGCAUAGAUAAGAGAGAUUGGAUCGCUACACUACCGAUCAAGCUUCUCCAUCGUAUUUUGGAACAACUUGAUGCACAAACGAUUCUUUUUUCGCUGCGCAAGAAUAGAAAUCUCAUUCGUUUAUCAUCAAACUCAGUGGCUGGUGCCAAUGAUACAAUUCCAAUAUUAAUAUUUCUUAUUAUCAAAACUAAUCCGCCAAGUUUAUUGCCGAAUUUACAGUACGUUCAAGAUUUACAUUCUUGUUGUUUAACUAAUGAAGAAUCUUAUAACUGGACCAUGUUCGUAUCAGCUGUCCGAUUUGUUUGUGAACUCAUUAAUUGA
This is a messenger RNA of Didymodactylos carnosus, 384 nucleotides long. NCBI's taxonomy places the organism in Eukaryota, Metazoa, Rotifera, Eurotatoria, Philodinida, Philodinidae. The record is from the annotation of a GenBank genome assembly.